This is a messenger RNA of Oppiella nova, 1455 nucleotides long. NCBI's taxonomy places the organism in Eukaryota, Metazoa, Arthropoda, Arachnida, Sarcoptiformes, Oppiidae. The record is from the annotation of a GenBank genome assembly.
AUGGUGGCUGGUGGUGAUGACCCUGAGCAUGUUGGCGACAGACAGUCUAUGCUAUGGUUGCCGUUUGCAAUUAUAGGGGGACUACAGCUAACCGGUGGGAUACUAAUAUUGUCGAUGUACUUCAUACACAAAUACCAAAACCGCAAUCACAUGAUCAGUGAGAACCAGUCCCAGGUAUCCAACGAAUUGGUGGCCCGCAAGCUAUUCGACAAAAAACCAGUGGACAUACCCCUGGACAUUGAAAACUGUCAGAGCACCACCUUGAUCACCACCUCACCAAACGAUAAUACAUGCAUCAUAAGCACCACCAUAGCCAACUCCACGCCUACAACCGACAACCCCUACACGCCCACCACCACAAAGACCCCCAUAAGUAGGCCGUCCCUAUGGAAACGGAUUUCCAAAGACAGCGAGCGGUGGGUAUUAAUUGGAUUCGUGUCGGCAUUCCUGGCCUUUCAGAUGUCGUCCGAAGUGAUAUACAUGCAGUUCUCGGCCACAUAUUUCCAGUACAUACCACUCCGGCUAACCGCCCAGACAUCGGCCACACUCAUGUCAUCCAUGGCCCUCACGUUCACUAUGGGUCGCGGGAUUAGCAUAUUUGUGGCCAUGAGGUUCAGACCCCAGACCAUAAUCAUGGGACACCUACUCAUAUCGUUCAUAGGGUUGGGUGUACUAUGGGCUGGACAGACAUCGCUGGUGUGUCUGUGGGCCGGCGCUAUGAUUAUGAGCUAUGGGCUAUCGCCGAUCAUAUGCAGCACCUACUGCUUUCUGGCCCAGUAUCUGGACGUCAAGAAUCGUAUCGGAACUGUACUGUUAUUUUCAGCCGAAUCUCUCAACAUGUUUGUGCCCUUCCUUAUGGGUAUAUUCAUUGAAAAAUAUGCACACAUUUUCACUGUCAUUAUGUUUGCCAACCUCUUGUUGAGUAGCCUUAUAUUCGCCGGUAUUAUAUUCAUAGUGAAUAGGGCUGAGCGCAGGAGGGGCUCAGUAGGCGAUGUGUUUUACAGCCAUUGGCUCGGCGGUUUUCUCAUCAAAUACCUGAACAGACAGCUAGUAUUGGCUGUAUUUCUGGUGAUUAUGGCGAUCGGUACCGCAUUUAUACCCCACUCCUCUAAUCUAUACAUACUGUAUACGUGCGCCAUAGGGCUAGGCAUGGGCUCAGGUAUCAUCAACUGUGUGGUGAACGUAUGGAUCAUAGAAAUGUGGCUCCAGAAGAGUGCACCCGUACUACAGAUACCGGGGUUGACCUAUGGAUUGGGGAGUAUCGUGACACCCCUACUACUGAAACCCUUUUUAAGGGAUAAAUUCUCGGGUGAUUCGGAUACCACCACCACUGGCCCGGGUAUUACGGUGUCGACACCUGAUUCCGUAACCUAUGCCUACAAUGAAGACUAUGAGGAGCACAGGCGCUCACUAUUAAAGACACCUUUCCUUAUACUGGGAAUCAUACAAAUGAUU